This is a messenger RNA of Prunus armeniaca (apricot), 648 nucleotides long. The record is from the annotation of a GenBank genome assembly. Lineage: Eukaryota; Viridiplantae; Streptophyta; Magnoliopsida; Rosales; Rosaceae.
AUGUGCUCUCUUAGGAGAGUUUUGAAUGCAAAUUGGCAGAAGCAGAGGAGGCACCAGAACAGCAAACAGGUAGUCACAGGACAGGAGGAACUAACAACAAACUGGCUGCAAAACAGCUUUGCUUCUCCAAACCAACCAAAGAGAUGGCCAAUCACCUCAGACCCUUGUAAUUUUGGGGGUGUCCCCAUUCCCAAGGUCAUGGUAGAUGGGGGAGCAGCCAUUAAUCUUCUGCCUCAUAGAAUGCUGAGCAAGAUGGGCAGAACAGAGAGGGAUUUGAUUUCAACACGCUUAAUUGUCACCAACUUCGCAUGGGGCAUCACCAAAACUCCUGGGAUCUUAGAUGUGGACGUCAUAGUUGGGAGCAAGAAGCUGAAGAUUGCAUUCUUUGUGGUAGACACCACUUCUGCCACUUACAAUGCACUGCUUGGCAAAGACUGGAUUCAUCAGAGUCUAUGUGUCCCUUCCACUCUUCAUCAACAAUUAGCUCUGUGGAAUGAAGAAGGUUACAUGGAGAUAGUAGAGGCCAAUCCACGACCAUUUCUGCCUUCUGCCAUGUGUUUUGAGGCAAGGUACUAUCAUGAUGACCUUGGUCCUUUCACCUUCCUUCGAGUCAACCAGAACGGCCGCCCCCACGGUGUCACGGCCUAG